AUGAUUAUAAUCAAACAACUUCUGUGUCAACUAUUCUCAGGACGAUGUCGAUUAAAAUCUCUUCGACUUGAUAUUAGCAAUGAAUUUACAAGUGGUGAUAUUCAUAAAUGUUUAGUAGGAAACUCUUAUUUUUCUUCGAAUUUUAUUGUGAAUCAAUGUGAAUCUUGUUGUAUGACUCUUCGUCGUUUAUUUAUUCGACUUAAAUAUACAUUUUUUCUUGAAAAUCUUAUUGAACAUGUACCCAAUCUCGAAGAAAUGUCAGUUCAGUUUGAAUAUUCAUUGAACUUUGAUUCAUUAUGGGAAUUAAAUAUUGAAACUUCGAGUCAAUCAAAUGAAAAUUGGUUUAAUAAAAUACCAAAACUACGAUAUUUUAGUUUAAAAACUUUCAUUUGUGAAGAUAAGGAGUUUGUUUAUCUAAAACGGCUUCUUAAUAAUUUAAAUUAUGUUGAAAAACUUCAAGUUCAUCUUAAAAGUGAUAAAUUAAUCGAAACAAGAUGUCGAAAUAUAUGGAAAUCUGUCAUUGAUGCAAAUUUCAUUCGUCAAUAUUGUCUACCUGAUAAAAUAAUUAAUUUAAUUAAUUUUGAUUUUUAUAUUUAUUCCCAAUGUCAAUUAUCAUCGAAUGAUAUAAAAAGAAUAAUAAAUUCAUUUAAAAUUCAUUCUUUUUUUGUUGAUCAUAAAUGGACCAAUGUUAAAUGUUUAUUUGAUCCAAUAAUUGAAUGUCAACAUCUUUUCUCUUGUUUCACAAAUACACUUCAAUUUUCUGAUAGUCUCUAUAAUUAUUCAUAUAUUUUCAAUUGGCCACGUAUCGGUUUUAUUUGGUUUGACUUAUAUCCAUCACUUCAUUUAUUUCUUGAACGAUUCAAUGAAUUAUCUCCUAAUAUUUCUUGUAUUGAAGUACACCAAACUGAUACCGAAAUAUUACCAAAUCGAAAUCAGAUACGUGAAAAAGUACUUGCACAUCUCAUUUCGAUGACUGUACAACUCAAAUAUCUUCUAGUUGAACGCUUCGAUUGGCUUUUGCAUGUUGUUCAAUACGCAUCUGACGACCUAAGAACGGAAGCAUUAAGUACAGUUCAAUAUGCUGAGUUUUGUCUUCCAAGUUCUUCUACCGGCUCCGACGAAUCAAUUCAUAUUGGUAAACAUCUUGUGCCUUUUCUUAGCACAUAUAUGCCUCAUUUACAAACAUUACGUCUUUGGCAACCAGAUGAUUUUCCUUGGACAACUAGUAAGUUUAUUUUACAUAAAUGA
Messenger RNA from Rotaria sp. Silwood2, 1248 nucleotides. Lineage: Eukaryota; Metazoa; Rotifera; Eurotatoria; Philodinida; Philodinidae. The record is from the annotation of a GenBank genome assembly.